AUGGAGGACCGUGUGACGGCAGAGACAACCUUUACUGAGGGUAAUGACGGUACAGUGAACAUCUCAGGUCCAUCAGGAAGCACAACCGUCGCAGGAGUCGACUUCGUGGAAGACCCAAACAAUUUACUUCCAGAUGUGCUAGAUGCAUUUGACAAAUCAUUUGACACUGAUUGGGACGACAUAGACGACCGCCUAAGUAAACUGAAGAAGUUCUCAACAGUUGAGAAGAAAAGAGACUUUGAAAACCAAGUGGAACAUGUUCAAGCUGUUGCAAGAGUUGUUCAGACAAAGGAGAAAUUAGUACUCAACCUUAGGAACAGAUAUGUCAGGGAACUAAUCAAGUGA
Molecule: messenger RNA, 345 nt
Organism: Paramuricea clavata
Lineage: Eukaryota; Metazoa; Cnidaria; Anthozoa; Malacalcyonacea; Plexauridae
Source: the annotation of a GenBank genome assembly